Messenger RNA from Elaeis guineensis (African oil palm), 3917 nucleotides. RefSeq names its product exocyst complex component SEC3A. Gene Ontology annotation, biological process: Golgi to plasma membrane transport; exocytosis. Lineage: Eukaryota; Viridiplantae; Streptophyta; Magnoliopsida; Arecales; Arecaceae. The record is from RefSeq and is a predicted model, not a curated record. Gene Ontology annotation, molecular function: phosphatidylinositol-4,5-bisphosphate binding. Gene Ontology annotation, cellular component: plasma membrane; exocyst.
AGGACGUCUCCUCCGCGAAAGGGUAGGGAUGGAGAUGGUCGCGAGGGCGCGUGGCCACGGAUGGAAGCAGAGGCAUAAGUGGAGAAAUCCUCGGAUCACCAAAUCGUCGGAAUCUUCCAGAUUGCGCUUGUGUGCGUGUUGGUUAGAAACGAAUGAAACAAAUCCGAAGCCUGAGAUCAUCACUUCCGUUUGCUUUAGUUUUGUUGUGAUUUAGCCAGAGGGCGAAAGGAAAGGGAGGCAUGGCGCGCUCGAGCGCGGACGAUAUGGAGCUAAGGCGGGCGUGCGAGGCGGCCAUCGAGGGCAAGCAGAAGGUGGUGCUGUCCAUCCGGGUGGCCAAGAGCCGCGGCGUCUGGGGCAAGGCCGGCAAGCUCGGCCGGCACAUGGCCAAACCCAGGGUUCUCGCCAUCACCACCAAAUCGAAAGGCCAGAGGACUAAAGCUUUUCUUCGUGUUCUAAAAUAUUCCAGCGGAGGAGUUCUUGAGCCUGCAAAAAUUUACAAGCUAAAGCAUCUUUCAAAAGUGGAAGUUAUUCAAAAUGAUCCCAGUGGCUGUACCUUCAUGCUGGGCUUUGAUAAUCUUAGAAGCCAGAGUGUCGCUCCUCCUCAAUGGACAAUGCGCAACAAAGAUGACAGGAAUCGAUUACUUCUCUGCAUCUUAAAUAUGUGUAAAGAGAUAUUGGGCCGUCUUCCAAAAACUGUUGGUAUAGAUAUUGUGGAGAUGGCUCUUUGGGCAAAGGAAAACACUCCUGCAGUCACAAAUCAAGUCAGUACCCAAGAUGGACCAGUUGCAUCUCUUGUGACACAGAAUGACUCACAAGUUACUGUUGAAAGAGACCUUGUUUCGCAAGCUGAAGAAGAGGAUAUGGAGGCUCUUCUUGGCACCUAUGUUAUGGGCAUCGGUGAAGCAGAGGCAUUUUCAGAAAGGCUUAAGCGGGAACUUUUGGCUCUAGAGGCUGCAAAUGUCCAUGCCCUUCUGGAAAAUGAACCUAUAAUAGAAGAGGUAUUACAAGGACUAGAAACAGCAAGUAUAUGUGUGGAUGAUAUGGAUGAGUGGCUAGGUAUUUUCAAUGUGAAGCUCAGACAUAUGAGAGAGGACAUUGAAUCGAUAGAAUCGCGCAACAAUAAGUUGGAGUUACAGUCAGUAAGUAACAAAUUACUUAUUGAGGAACUUGAUAAGUUACUUGAACGCUUGCAAAUUCCUUCUGAGUGGGAAGCAGCUCUGACAGGAGGCUCAUUUGAUGAGGCAAACAUGAUUAAAAAUAUUGAAGCAUGUGAAUGGUUAACUGAUGCUAUCCGUAAUCUUGAAGUGCCGAAUUUGGAUUCAUGUUAUGCAAAAUUGAGAGCUGUCAAGGAAAAACGUGCUGAAUUUAUAUUACUAAAAUGUACAUUUGUUCGGAGAGCAUCAGAAUUUUUAAGGAAUUACUUUCCUAGUCUGGUGGAUUUAAUGAUAAACGACAAGAGCUAUUUUUCUCAGCGAGGACUGUUGAAAAGGCCUGACCAUGCAGAGCUUAGGUACAAGUGCAGGACUUAUGCACGGCUUCUACAACAUAUAAAGAGUCUUGACAAGAAUUGUCUGGGCCCUUUGAGGAAAGCUUAUUGUCAUUCUCUUAACCUGCUACUUCGUCGAGAGGUCCGUGAGUUUGCUAAUGAACUUCGUGCAAGUACCAAGGCUUCAAGAAAUCCAAAUCUUUGGCUUGAGGGCCCCACAGCUUCAACUCAGACAGCAAAUAAUGCUGAUACUUCUUCACUUUCUGAAGCAUACUCAAAGAUGCUGACAGUCUUUAUUCCUCUUUUUGUAGAUGAGAGCUCUUUUUUUGUGCAUUUUAUGUGCUUUGAAGUUUCUACAGUUGCUCCACCUGAUGCUCCAGGUGUUGACAGAACUGCUUCUAAUGGUAAUGUUACAAAUGAAGAAAAUCUCAGCAAGAUGGAUGCUCUGGGAAAUGAUGUCAAACCCAGUAAUAAUCCAGCCGAAUUGGCAAUGUUAAAUGAAUGUCUGCAAGAGUUGCUUGAUGGAGCCCAGGAAGAUUUCCACUCAGUGGUAGAUUGGGCAUGCAAGAUUGAUCCUAUGUGCUGCAUAUCAAUGCAUGGGAUUACAGAGCGCUACCUUUCUGGUCAGAAAGCUGAUGCAGCAGGCUUUGUGCGUCUGUUACUUGAUGACCUGGAGACCAGAAUUUCAGUUCACUUCAGCAGGUUUGUGGAUGAUGCUUGUUACCAAAUUGAAAGACAUGAACGCAAUGUUCGACCAAUGGGUGUUGUACCCUAUGUUCCAAGAUUUGCUUCUCUUGCAACACGUAUGGAGCAAUACAUCCAGGGGCAAUCAAGGGAUUUGGUUGACCAGGCAUAUACAAAAAUUGUUAGCAUAAUGUUUGUGACUUUGGAGAGGAUUGCACAGACUGACCCAAAAUAUUCGGACAUUGUACUGUUAGAGAAUUAUGCAGCUUUCCAGAACAGCCUUUAUGAUUUAGCCAAUGUUGUUCCCACACUUGCAAAAUUCUAUCAUCAAGCAAGUGAAUCUUAUGAGCAAGCUUGCUUGCGCCAUAUCAAUAUGGUUAUUUAUAUUCACUUCGAAAAAUUAUUUCAGUUUGCUCGUAGAAUUGAGGAAUUGACAUUCACGAUUCCAUCAGAGGAGAUUCCUUUUCAAGUUGGAAUGUCAAAAGUGGAUCUCCGAAAAACAUUGAAAUCUAGCUUAUCAGGACUGGACAAGACAAUCAGUGCGAUGUAUAGGAAGUUACAGAAAAAUUUGACUUCAGAAGAGUUGUUGCCUUCAUUAUGGGAUAAAUGCAAGAAUGAGUUUUUGGAUAAAUAUGGAAGCUUUCUUCAGCUAGUUGCUAAGAUUUAUCCAAAUGAGACUAUUCCCACAGUGUCAGAGAUGAGAGAACUUCUGGCCUCAAUGUAGACAAAGAUUAAUUAGUGAAAAAAUUGUAGGUCUUGAAGUACAUGUGGUGUGGGUAUAAUUUUCUCCAUGGCUGUACUUAUCAUCUCAUUUACCAAAUGAAGGCAAGGAUUGUUGAUUAUGAUUAAGAUAAUGAUUAUUCUUUUCCUGUUUUUCCUGCUCACUGUUGAACAUUUUGCGGAUUUAAGGAUUGCAUAAUGAUGUAUAUUUUGGAGAAUUUAAAUUUAAGCUACACGUCAUUCUCUCACAUACCAAGUUGGUUAUAUCAUCAGCCAACAUUAUUGGGAGUUGAAAAGUGUUGCAUCAGUUACACCAAAAAUGAAAGGUGAAUGACAACAGCCGAAUUUUAUAGACAAUGAUAUUAGCAGGUGCCAUUAGCUGUCUAGGCAUCACGGCUGAAGCUCACAACUUACCAUCAACUGGUCGGGAGUGGCUGGGAUAUCAACUCCAGCAGCUAAUAAAUAUAAGAGGUCCCGAGGGGUCACCAGGAUCAGCUGAUACUGUUGUUUGCACAUUAAAUGCUGUGUGGUGUAAAGGACUUCUUCUUUCCAAGCAUGUAGUUAAAGUGUUGUAAAUUAGCAGCUGGGAUUGUGGUUGGUGGAAACUUAAAUGGAUCAAAAUGUUAUAUUUCCUGUAUUGUCCAUGGUGUUUGUCAAGCGGUCUCUCUUGUGGCAUCCAGUUGGGAAUAUACAAUUGUUGUUUUGUUCUCUGCCCUCCGACCCAGUCACUCGGGAUGUUGACGAGUAUUUGGGAGUUGGCACAAGACAGAUGAUGCAAGACGCUAGAGGCUGUGGAUGCUUUCCAUUAAAAUAGAAUUCAUGUGGAUCACAAGGUUCAAGUAUUUUAGGCUUCUGUAUCUGUGUGGAGGUAUACUUUUAUUUAAGUAUUCGCAAGCUUAAAUAAGUAUGCAGACGUUUCAUUUGUGUAUGUUUUUUUAAUGUCACGUUGGUCCGGCUGCACGGUUUUAUUUAUGUGUGAUCUCAAAGAAUUCUCCUGCCAUCAUCUCGGUUGGCAACUUAUCAGACU